AUUGAUAUUACGACUUUACUUUUGGGUUUGUUAAAGUAUAUUUCUACGCAUCUUCCGGACGGUCUCAAUCCAAUAAAUGGCGGAGUGUGUGAAUGACAGCGAUGAAGACAGCAGAAUCGCAUACGGAGACUAUGUAGUGCUGAAGAGAGGAGAAGUCUUUAAAUCUGUCCAGGUGGAGAAUAAAAAGAAAGUGAUUUUUGAGAAGCAGUGGUUUUUCAUGGACAAUGCUGUCGGUCAGCUGUAUGGGACCAUGUUUGAGAUCGUAGCCGGCGGUUCACUGAAACACAAGCCUGUAAAACGUGCUGGAGACUCGUUAGAUUCUAAAGAAGCAGGCCAGGAUAACAGGCAUAUAGUGGAUGAUGGCAGAUCUCAGAAACUCACCAGAGAUGAUAUCGAAACGCUGAAAGAGCAGGGGCUAAAGGGACAGGAAAUUGUUCAGCAGCUUAUAGACAACAGCACAACAUUCAAGGACAAAACUGAGUUUGCUCAGGAGAAAUACAUCAAGAAGAAAAAGAAAAAGUACGAAAGUGAUAUAACGGUCUUAAAACCCUCCACUCGUCUUCUGGCGAUGAUGUACCACGGCAGAGAGCCUGGAAAAAUAUGUCAUCUGCGAUACGACACGUUGGCUCAGAUGUUGACUCUGGGUAACAUCCACGCCGGCAGUAAAAUCAUAGUGUUUGAGACGUGUGCUGGACUGGUGUUGGGCUCAGUCAUGGAGAGAAUGGGAGGCUUUGGUUCGGUGAUUCAGAUGUUUCCCGGCGGAGGACCGACGAGAGCUGGCAUGGAGAGCUUCGGCUUCCCCUCACACUUCCACCAGACGCUGCACGAGUUUCCUUUAUGCAAAGUGAACGCUGUGCUGGCGGGAAAGCUGGACCUGUCGGAGAAAGACACCGAAAACAGUCGAUCUGAGGAAACAGCAGCUGAGAAAAACUCUGAGGCUCAGAGUAUGGAGAUUAGCCUCGACCCACAAGAACAGAUGAGGAUAGCUGAGAGAGACAGACUCCGAGAACUCAGGGCUCAAGAGAAGAAAGUGAAGAUGGAGGAGAAGAGGAAGAAGCUGGCGUCAGCUGCUGCUCUGCUGCAGGACAGAAAUGCAGAUGGGUUGGUUAUUGCCAGUCGGUUUCAUCCGUGUCCGGUAUUAAUGGGUCUGCUCAAAUUUGUAGCUCCAUCACGGCCGUUUGUAGUCUACUGCCAGUACAGAGAGCCGCUGAUCGAGUGCUACAAUAAGCUCCGGGAACAAGGAGGAGUAAUCAAUCUCAGACUAACUGAUUCCUGGCUCAGGCAUUAUCAGGUGCUGCCCAACCGGACUCAUCCAGUGCUGCUGAUGAGCGGAGGUGGAGGAUAUCUGCUGUCCGGAACCACAGUCGACGCAGGCACUGCCAAAACCAAAAAUCCACACAAAUCAGAAGAGCCCGACGCCAAGAGGCUGAAACUGGAGGAGAAGGCUUCAUCAUGUGACAGCUCCGUCUAGUUCACUUUAACUUAUUUAAGGGAGAACCUAACUAAAUCAGCGUAGACUCGCACGUUUAGCCAGUGCUUUAUUCUCUGUAUGAGUUGCACGACUUUAUUAUUUAAAGUCUGUUAUGUAC
This is a messenger RNA of Danio rerio (zebrafish), 1589 nucleotides long. RefSeq names its product tRNA methyltransferase 6 non-catalytic subunit (gene trmt6). NCBI's taxonomy places the organism in Eukaryota, Metazoa, Chordata, Actinopteri, Cypriniformes, Danionidae. Gene Ontology annotation, cellular component: tRNA (m1A) methyltransferase complex; nucleus. Gene Ontology annotation, biological process: tRNA methylation. The record is from RefSeq and is marked validated.